AUGUCGUCAAUGCCAAUGUAUCAACAACAACCUCCUCCACAGCAAUCCUAUGAUGAUUCGGUAGGUCCUGUGGUUGGUGUUCUAGUUGUGGUGAUUGUGUUGGGAGUGAUAGCAGUUAUGAUUGGAAGGCUGUGUUCUGGAAGAAGAAUCAUGGGGUAUGGCCAAUAUGAUAUUGAAAGCUGGGCAGAGAGAAAGUGCUCAACUUGCAUUGAUGGCAGAAUCAAUCUAUCACUGCCAACAAGGACCAGCGAAUCCACCACUUCAUCGGUUCCUGAAACACCAAUUCAUGCUCCUCAAGAAACCAAGCAACCAGAGCAAUCUUCUCACAACUCAUCAUCAUCAUCACCUCCUAAUACUCAUUGA
This is a messenger RNA of Arachis stenosperma, 363 nucleotides long. RefSeq lists its product as uncharacterized. The record is from RefSeq and is a predicted model, not a curated record. The transcript has a single exon. NCBI's taxonomy places the organism in Eukaryota, Viridiplantae, Streptophyta, Magnoliopsida, Fabales, Fabaceae. Bases 1 to 363 code for a protein of 120 amino acids.